GGGCGUGAGAAAUACAUAUACACAUAUUACGGAGUGACUGCUUUUCAUCCUGUUACAUAAGCGGACAGUGUUAAGUAUUAAUAAAGGCGUGACGGGGUCGGCAUGAGAAGCCGGUCUAUGGGCUGUUAUUUUAGCAAAAUUAUUUGCAAACGUGUGUGGAGAGCUGUGUGACUGUAUCUCAGUCCGUGUGUGUGUAGUUAGAUUUGUGAAAGUGUAAAAGAAUGUGUAAAUGCGUACUGAGAUUUGCAAUAUGUACAGGAAUGUGCAAAUGUGUACAGGAAUUCGUGCGUGUAAUCAGAUAUUUAUGUGUAAUGAGAUUUGCAAGUGUACUGAGAUUUGUUCGUGUGUGGACAAAUCUGUAAAUGCGUACUUAGCUAUUAAUGGCUGAAAAGUCUAAAUAUAUUGCUUCAAGAGCAGGAAAUAGAAACAAGUCAUUAGUUGCAACUCAGGCGGGCCUCAGGCUUUUUACAUAUGAUUCUUCCUACACUUCUGCCUGGCAGAUCUGCAAAUGCGUGUGGAGCUUUGUCUGUGCUUGGAGGUUUUGAGGGCUUAGUUGUGGAACACCGUCAGGGCAUACGACUUUUUACAGCCACACAACUCUACAUACACAUUCGCAAAGAAUUUUGCUACAAUAACAGCCCCAUACCGAUCAUUGCGGAUACAGCUGCUGUUACUCCGGCUGCGCCCCUGUAUCACGGCGAACUGACUCAGUAUAGUUCAGCGUCUGACCAAUCGCAGCGCUCCGCCUCCGGCUCCAUCACACCGCCGAACCGGACGCCGGUACCGGGAGCUGCUGAUCCGUGAGCGCCGAAACGCAGUCGGCUGCUUUCCGCCAUACACUGUUGUAAAUAUGCUUCAGAUCGGAGACGAGCUGUCGUGCUUCUCCGUUGUGUUCAUACUGGCUCUGCUCGCAUCCAGAAGCGCCGUUUGCUCGUCCCUUUUCACCGCAUCGCUCUACGUUUUCCUGGUGAUUUUCCGCUACCCGCAAGUACCGGCUGACAGGGCGAAGCAGGUGCUGCGGCCGGCCAGGCUCGGCAGUGGCAGCGUGUCAGUGGUGGCGCACCGAGGAGCGGGACACGAUGCUCCUGAGAACACCCUUGCAGCGAUCCGGGAGGCCCGUUUGAACGGCGCCACCGGGGUGGAGCUGGACCUGGAGUUCACAGCCGACGGCGUGCCUGUGCUCAUGCAUGACAAGACCGUCGAUCGCACCACCAACGGCUCGGGCCUGCUCAGCGUGUUACGCUUCUCUGAGGUCAGCAGGCUGGACGCCUCUGCCAAGCACAGACUCAGGGAGCGAUUCCAGGGAGAGAGGGUCCCAACUGUGCAGGAAGCCGUUAAGGAAUGUAUCAGGCACCAGCUGACCAUCUUCUUUGACGUCAAAGGUCACCCUGAUGAGGCCGUCGCUGUCCUGAGAGACAUGUACAGAACCAACCCGGUGCUCUACAACAGCAGCAUUGUCUGCUCUUUUGAGCCCAAAGUCAUUUACAAGAUGCGGCAGGCCGACCCGGAGGUGGUGACGGCGCUGACCCACCGGCCGUGGAGGCUGAGCCGGCAGGAGGAUGGCACGCCACGCUUCUCCGCGCUGUGGAAGCACCACUGGCUGCAGCUGCUGGACGUGCUGCUGGACUGGGCUCACCACCACCUGCUGUGGGACCUCUGCGGCGUGUCAGCCUUCCUGGUGCACCGGAGCGUCAUCUCCCCGUGCGUGUGCACACUCAGGCUUGCACUCACAUUCACGCUCAAGCUCACAGUCAUACUCAUGCUUGCAUUCAUACUCGCACUCGGCCUCACAUUCACGCUUGUACUCACACUCACUCUUGCAUUCAUGCUCAUACUAAAGCUUGCACUCCUACUCACACUCGCUAUCACACUCACGCUCACACCCAUGCUUGCACUCAUACUCGCAUUCAGCACUUGCUCACACUCACAUUUGUGCUCACGCCACCAGCUAACCCAUCUCACCCAAUGUUUCUGGUAUUACAGCCAAUCCCUCACACUGAACCCUGACAGGUGCUUUUGUCCAAAGCAGCAGCCUGUAAUUAAGAAGCCUGAACUGUCCUAGUAAACAUACUGAGGGCUGCAGCAGGUGUGUGUCCUUAACCACUGUGUGUACCUAGUACACCCAGAAUAGCACCAUAUAUUCAUUCCCACAGCCCUGUGAUUGUGACCCAGACAGCUGCUUAUUAAUAUCAGCAGGAGGCUUGUGCUGUUGCAUUUAACCUCUUUGAUAAAUCAUAGAUGUGACAUUGUGACCUGACGUUACUCCACCCACAUUCCUCCUCACUUCUGCCCUCAGGGACUAUGUGAAGUACUGGGCCGAGCGUGGGGUGGAACUGAUUGGCUGGACCGUCAACACAGCCGUGGAGAAGCAGUACUACCAGGAUGUGCUGAAUGUCAGCUACCUCACUGAUAGCCUCAGG
Messenger RNA from Brienomyrus brachyistius, 2420 nucleotides. RefSeq names its product glycerophosphodiester phosphodiesterase 1-like. The transcript has 5 exons. Gene Ontology annotation, molecular function: phosphoric diester hydrolase activity. Gene Ontology annotation, biological process: lipid metabolic process. Lineage: Eukaryota; Metazoa; Chordata; Actinopteri; Osteoglossiformes; Mormyridae. The coding region runs from base 851 to 2062 and encodes 403 amino acids. The record is from RefSeq and is a predicted model, not a curated record.